UCUUAUCACUUAAUUUCCUCAACCAAAUCAGAUUCUAUGCAUAAUAUUGAUAAAUUGGACAUUUUUUCUUGUAUUAAUGACGGUCUUAAAUAAUUUUUUUGAGGCUAUUUUAUUUAUGUCGCUCCACUAAUUUGCCGCCCUGGAGCAAAUGCUCCUUUUGCACCCAGGUUAAUCCGGUCCUGCGUGGACGUGGAAGAAUAAAAAGGUUUUCCUUCGAUUUCUCCGACACCGAAACGACAUCACGCACUGUUUAGAUCCUCCGUGAGCAGUGAGCACUUGUCGUUUAAAUAUUUACACGGAAAUCGCGAGGACUACUCGCUGAACAAUUAUGUUUUUAUUUUUAUUUUUUAUUAAAUCAAAGUUACUUUCAGCACGUUCUGAGUUUAUUUCGAACCCUGUUCUCAGCUGUGCACGAUGGGAAUUACAACGUUCGUCGAGCGCGAAGCCUGUGUUGUACAAGGAUGCUCGUCCUUAUUUAUAGUACAAAUAAUAAUAAUAUAUAUAUACGAUAUGCUAUAAUACCUACGGCGAUGGGUUAUUUUUUUUUCAAGCGCUUCUUCGUAGUAUUUAGAUUCAUCUCUUCCCUGAAACGAACCGAUAGAGUUUCUGUGCAGUCGACGCGUGACGCGGCGCGGUCGGUGGAGGAGAAAAACCGAACCACGGUCAGUUCGAGAUCACGCGGCGUGCGACCGCGCGCAAUGAACGAGAAGCUGGCACGCACGAAGUCAUUACCUGUACUCCGACGACGACGGAUACAGAUGGAUGGGUAUAUCGGCAACGACCGAGAAAAAACGCAUCAAACAUUCAUUAAGGUCUCUCACCCCUUUCUCGCCCUCUUCGGUCAUUGUGCGCGUGAGUGUUUGCGUUCGAGUGGCCGUUGCGCACGAAACACACGAGUGGCCGCCGCGAACAAGCGAAUACGUGAAAGCGCACCGUCGUUUUUUCGUGCAGACAAUGUACGACGUGAACAUGCUGUACCGCAGUCUCGAACUUUGCCGACAAAUGCACGGCCGACUCGGGCACCGAUAAGCAUAAAUUCCGUGUCACGUGUAUGGUGCGAAGAAGUAAUCAUGCACAUGUGUACAUAACGAAUGCGGACGAGAGCCGAUACGACACGGCGACGGGAGAGUUUAAGAACGGAAAACGGGCGGUUAAGAACAUAAAGCUCGUUUUUUUAUGGCCGUGGAAGACGUCGCUGCGAUAACGACUACGCGGCAGCUUAAUAUUAUUUUUUAGAGACCGUAAUACGAGUUGUCGGCGCGAGGGAUGAACGGCGAAACGACGCAGUCUUUUGGUUUAUACAAAUUAUCGUAACAUAAUAAUGUGUACAGUAUAACAAUAAUAAUAAUAAUAAUUAUAAUUAUUAUUGUCGUUGUUGUUGUCGUUAUUUGUGUUAUCCAUUCAUUGCUUGUGAUACAUUUAAGUCUGACCGAUCUGUACACGGUUUCGUGUUUUAUAAGUGAAUAAAAAUCAUUAUUUUCUAACAGUA
Sipha flava (yellow sugarcane aphid) is the source of this 1489-nucleotide messenger RNA. RefSeq lists its product as uncharacterized. The coding region runs from base 462 to 1088 and encodes 208 amino acids. The record is from RefSeq and is a predicted model, not a curated record. Lineage: Eukaryota; Metazoa; Arthropoda; Insecta; Hemiptera; Aphididae. The transcript has 4 exons.